Ichthyophthirius multifiliis is the source of this 1773-nucleotide messenger RNA. RefSeq lists its product as hypothetical. Lineage: Eukaryota; Ciliophora; Oligohymenophorea; Hymenostomatida. The record is from RefSeq and is a predicted model, not a curated record. The transcript has 3 exons.
AUGAGUAGUGUGUAAUAAAGAAGAUAGAAUUACAAAAAUCAAUCAAUUUCCGAAGAUACAAUAGCAAUUAACAAUAUGUAUGACGAUUUCGAUGAUUAUGAUGUGAAUAUUUUAAAUAUGAAAAAUUUAUAUACUACAAAAUUUACACAAAAUGUAUUUAUACAUAAUCGAGAUUCAAUAAUUAGUGCGCAAGAAACAUUCAAAAAAGUAUUUAAUAAUACUAUCAAAAAGGCUCAAGAAAAUCAUUUAAAUAGAUAAUUACCUGAAUUUUCCUUUAAAAAAUCAUUAGCAAUGGUUGAAAAUUAAUUAUCUAUUUCUUUAGCAUAACCAGAUACUUAAAAAUAUGAUUAUCAAAAUGAAGGUCUAAUAGAAGAUUAAGAACCGAAUUAAUUAAUUCCAGAUACUUGGCUUAGGGCUAGAGUGAUUAUAAAUACAAUAUAUAAAGAUGAAGAAAAUGAAUAAAGAUUACCACUAUCGAAGGCACAAGAUGCAUAAUCAAAACGAAUUUCGAGCAAAGCAAGUUCUAUAGGAGGUGGCUAUCAUAAAAAAAUGUAAGAUUAAGAACCAAAAAAUAAUAACAAUAUGAUACCAACUCCUAUUGAUUUGACAGAAAAUUUAAAUUUUUCAAUUACUGAGGAAAAACUUAGAUUAAAUAAAGAGAAUUAAAAAAAAGAAAAAGAAGAAAAAAUAAGACAAGAGGAAAUGAAAAGAAAAGCAAUGAUUUUAGUUGAAUAAUAAAAAUAUAAUAAAUUCUAAAAAGAAAAUAAAGCUUCGGGUUUUACAUAUGAUUUUAAUGGUGAUUUAUUAUCUGUAAAUAAAAUAAAAAUACACAAAUUACCUCCACAUGCAUAUGCAAUAGAAUAUACAUUCAAAGAAGAACCUAAACCUCCUAAAGUUCCCUAAAAGAAAAAAAAAGCUUAAAAUAAUAACCUUCCAGAAAUCUAAAAACUUAAAAAAACGCCUGACCAAGAAAAAGAAUUUGCAAAACUAAAUACACUUCCCCCUCCUAUACUUGAUAAUAUAGGACUCAGCACAGGAGUUACACUUACUUUUGAUGGAAGAUAAAGAACAGGACCUCGCCCAAAUACUGUAGAUAUGUAAUCUUUGACUUCAGGUGUAAAUAAGGUAAGAAUGGGGAAAAGCUAAUAUGAGGAACUGAUUAAAAAUGGUGGUUUUAAUAGAGGUAUAAAAAACGAUUAAUAAUAGUAUAAAAAUACUAAUAAUUUUGAAAGGGAAAAUGUUGAGAAUAAUAUGCUUUUGAAAAGUUAGAAAUAAACAAAUUUAUAGGAAAAAUAUGAUCAGGUUAGUAAAAAUGGAAGCAUAAAAAUUAAUUCGGCGAAAAUAUAUGAAACUUUCACUUAAAAAAUGGAUGAUAGUUUUGAAGAAAAUAGCUAACCAAAUAUAUAGUAAAAAUAAUAAUAAUUUUAAGAAAUUUCUUUGAAAUAAAAAAAAAUCUCGCCAAUUGAUGAAUUUAAUAUUUAAAUCUCAAAAUAAUAAGAAUGGGGUAAAACACAUUAUGGAAUGGGAAGUGGAAAUACUAUAUCUGAAAAAUUCUAAGUACAUAGGCCUUCAGAAAAAGAUUUAAUUACUUCUAUUGGAGCUAAUAAAUAUAAACCAAGAGAUAGACUUAUAUAUACACCUUUUAUAGUUCCUACUUUUGGAUUAAGGGCUUCUACGUCAGAAGGGUUCUUUAGAAAAAAUAUAAUUACUAGUGAAAGUAAUAGAAAUGUGUAAAAAACAAGUGAGGGUGUUAGAAAAAAAGGAAAAGAAUGA